ACAAGAAGGAGAAGGUGGAGAAUACCAGCGUCAUGGUUUUAAUGUGACUUUUUCUCUGUGUGUUUCAGAUGGGAAGUGGAGCGGCCUGUCCUUCUCCGUGGAGCCGGUGGACACGGUGGUGCGGCGGCGCGGCCCGGCGUGGCUGAACUGCGUGGCCCACGGGACGCCGGAGCCCUCCCUCACCUGGCACCGCGACAACUCACCCGUCGACACCACCAGCGACUCGCGGAGGUACAUGAUGCCCAACGGGACGCUGCACUUCACCUGGGUCAACGGGCCGCGCUCGGAGCAGACUGACGAGGGCAUCUACCAGUGCCGUGCCUCCUCCCCGGGCGUGGGCACCAUCAUCUCCACCCGCGCCAGGCUAAGCAUUGUCGGCGGCUGGGAAGAGGAUGCCCUGCCAAAGUUUGAUGAGCAGCCUCAGGACAUGACGGUCUUCGAGGGGGAGCGCGCCAGGUUCCCGUGUGCCCUGGACACCACGCCGGCGCCCUCCAUCAAGUGGUUCAGGAACAGUCACCCGCUGGAGCCGGACUCACGGAUGACACGCCUUCCAUCUGGUGCCUUAGAAAUAGAGAAUGUAGCCGCAACCGAUGCCGGGGAGUACUACUGCCAGGCCAACAGCCUUGACAAGAGCAAAGUGUCCCAGCAAGCCACACUCCAGGUCAAGGAAGCCUAUGCCCUGCGGGACCCCCAGCGGCCCGUGUUCAUUGCUCAGCCAAAGUCCACGAUAGGCAAGGUGGGGGACAAGAUCACCCUGGACUGUGCGGCCAACGGCUACCCGGAGCCAACCGUGGUGUGGCUCAAGGACGGCGCCACCAUCGACAUGGCGGACCUGGACACACGCUUCCUGUUCUACGGCACCACCAGGAGCCUGCAGAUCAACGACCUGAAGGAGGAGGACGAGGGGACGUACAUGUGCCGGGCAGAGAACAGGGAGGACUCGGUGGACGCCGUGGCCCACAUACAGGUGCAAGUUGCUCCGAGGUUUCUGAGGCAGCCGGCCAACGCUCUCGCCUAUGAGAAGGAGGACGUGGAGCUGGAGUGCAGCGUGUACGGCCAGCCAGAGCCAUCAGUCCACUGGCUCAAGAACGGCGAGCUGCUGGUGGAGACGGAAUACUUUCAGAUUGUGAGCGGCAACAACCUGAAGAUCCUUGGCCUGGUGCGGGAGGACUCCGGGAUGUACCAGUGUGUGGCGCACAACUCCGCCGGGGACGCCCAGGCCGCCGCCCAGCUGCGUGUCCUUGAGUCAAGAAGGAGCAGCAUGCCCUCCGCCCCAACCCCUGCCACCACCCACGCACAAGAGGAACAAGACCCUGGCGGCGGGCACCCCCAGGCCCCCUCGGCGCCCCGGCUGCUGCAGGCCAUCUUCACCAGCAACAGGUUCAUCACGCUGGCCUGGCACGAGCCGGAGCUCAACAACGACCACAUUGUGGGAUACUCAGUUUUCUACAAGCAGGAAGGAUCACUCAGAGAACGGGUCCAGAACGUGAGUGCCAGCUCCUCCAGCGAGGGACUGGACGAAUACAAGACCCAGAUCAGCGACCUCAGUCCCGGGAGUAACUACAUGGUGCGGGUGGUGGCCCACACCUCCGGCGGCCUGGUGGGCGCCUCCACUCACGAGGUGCGCGUGUUCACCAAGCCGGACCUGGACCUGCCCUCCGCCCCAGAGAGUCUGAAGGUUGUCCCCACCUCACCUACUAGUCUGGAGGUCACUUGGUUGCCGCCCAGAGUGGCCAAAACACCCAUCACGGGAUACACCAUGUUCUAUAUGCAGGUUGGGUCAGCAGAAGAACACGAGGUAGAGGUCACUGGUACGUCAUAUGACCUCCAAGGUCUUGACCAGUUCACUGAGUACAGCGUGUGGCUCACUGCUGUCAACAGUAAUGGUGGGGGUGACGCCACCCCGGAGGUCACUGCCAGAACCUUCUCAGAUGUACCCUCAAAGGAGCCUCAGAAUGUGACCGUUGAGGCUGCCAGCUCAAUGAGCCUCAUCAUCCGCUGGGAGCCUCCGCCGGCCGAGCACCAGAACGGGAUCAUCACCGGCUACAAGAUCCGCUACAAGGAGCGCGGCAAGUCAGGUUCCUCCAAGACCAAAACCACAGACGGAAACAGACGACUCUUUGCCCUCACAGACCUCAAGAAAAGCACCACAUACUCCAUAAAGCUUGCAGCCCUCACGGUCAACGGCACAGGUCCGUACACUCAGUCCACCCUGGCAGAGACCUUCGCCAAUGACCUCGAUGAAAACAGGGUCCCAGACAAGCCAGUUGGUCUAAAAGCCGUGGCGUUGACUGACCACAUCCGAGUGCGCUGGCAGCCUCCCGCGCAGCACAAUGUGAUGCUGCGUGGCUACACCAUAGGCUGGGGCCGAGGCGUGCCGGACAUCUACUCCAAGAUCGUGGACAGCAAGCAGCGCAGUUACAUCAUUGAUAAGCUGGAACCCAACACGGAGUUUGUGAUCAGCCUGCGGGCCUUCAACAACGUGGGUGACGGGCAGCCGGUGUACGAGCAGGUCCGCACCCGGCCAGAGGAGGAGGAGGUGGCGCCCACGCUGGACCCGCCGGUGGGGGUGAAGGCCGUGGUGCUGACGCCCUUCACUGUGGCGCUGCAGUGGACGGACACCACGCUGAACAGAAACCAGUACAUCAGCGACACAAGGUACUACACCGUGCGCUACACCACCUUCUCCUCGGCCUCGUCCUCCAGUCCGCGCUACCGCUACGUCAACGCCACGGACGUGACCUGCCUCAUCGACAACCUCAAGCCAUCAACAGUGUAUGAGUUUGCCGUGAAGACCAUCAAGGGUCGCCGUGAGUCCCCCUGGAGCCUGGUGGCCUCCAACACCACGCUGGUGGCCCGGCCGUCCUCGCCGCCCCGGGACGUGACGGUGGUCACCAUCCCUGACGAGCCGUCCACCAUCAUCUUCAACUGGCAGCCGCCCAAGCAGAACAACGGGAAGAUCACAGGCUACGUGAUAUUCUACACCACGGACCAAACUGUCAAUGACUGGGUGAUGGAGAAAGUGAUGGGGGACAGGCUCACCUUCACUGUCCAUGGAUUGACGCCUUCAACGAAAUAUUUUUAUAAGAUGCACGCUCGCAACGUCAAAGGUUUUGGUCCAUUCUCCUCCGUGGGAAACUUCACGACUCUUCCAGCUGUUGGCAAGAGCAUCGGUGAGCCCCCUGGCUGGUUUGUGGACCGAGGGAGCCUGAUUGUGCUGGUGAUCGCCGGCGUGGUAGGAGCCGUGACCUUGCUGGGGGCCUUCGUGGCCACCACGCUGUACUGCCGCAGGGCCAAGGCGGAGCCCAGGCCAAGCAUUGU
Eriocheir sinensis (Chinese mitten crab) is the source of this 3321-nucleotide messenger RNA. Its product is annotated as neogenin-like. The record is from RefSeq and is a predicted model, not a curated record. Gene Ontology annotation, biological process: cell-cell adhesion. Gene Ontology annotation, molecular function: protein binding. Lineage: Eukaryota; Metazoa; Arthropoda; Malacostraca; Decapoda; Varunidae.